AUGAGCUUCCAAAAGGUCGAUCCUGCGCAGAUAGAGAGCGUGCUCUCUAAGCUGACUCUGGAAGAGAAGAUCUCCCUGCUGGCGGGGAAGAACUUCUGGGAAACACAAGACUAUCCAGAAAAGGGGGUGCCACCUGUCAAGACUUCAGAUGGUCCCAACGGGGCGCGCGGUGCCACAUUCAAGGGAGGAGUAACAGCUGCCUGUUUCCCAGCGUCCUCUCUCUUAGCUGCGACGUGGGAUCUCGACGCGGCAAAGCACAUUGGAGAAGCAUUGGCUGACGAGACGCGCUCGAAAGGCGCAAGGGUUCUAUUAGCACCCACAGUCUGCAUUCAUCGCCAUCCUCUGGGAGGCCGCAACUUCGAAUCGUUCAGUGAAGAUCCUUUCCUUGCAGGAAAGCUCGCGGCGCAGUAUAUUAAAGGCCUUCAGGGCAACGGCGUCGCUGCAACCAUCAAGCACUAUGCCGCGAACGAGCAAGAGACCUGCCGAUUCACAGUCAACGAACAUAUCACAGAACGAGCACUCCGAGAAAUCUACCUGAAACCAUUCGAGAUCGCCAUCAAAGAGUCGAACCCGCUGGCAGUUAUGACCGCCUACAACAUUGUGAAUGGAACCCACGCUGACUCGAACAAUUUUCUCUUGCGAGAUGUGCUCAGGGGAGAAUGGGGAUGGAAGGGUCUUGUUAUGAGUGAUUGGGGCGGUACCAACUCCACGGCCGACGCUCUGAAUGCUGGUCUUGACCUAGAAAUGCCCGGUCCUACAAGGUGGCGCAAGGUAGACGAAGUGCUUGCAGUCGUAAAGUCUGGUGCCGUGUUGGAGGAGACUAUCGACGAGCGCGCGCGCAACGUUCUGGAGCUUCUUGCUAAGCUGAAUUGUUUCGAAAAUCCUACUAUUCCAGAAGAGAAGGCCAUCAAUCGUCCUGAACACCAGAAAUUAAUCCGCUCCGUGGGAAGUCAAGGCCUCGUCCUCCUCAAAAACGAGGGCGAUGUUCUUCCUCUGAGAAAAGAGAUAUUGACCAACAAGAAGGUAGCUCUUCUGGGCUUUGCGCGAGAAGCUCUCAUUCACGGCGGUGGCAGUGCUUCAGUCAAUGCACAUUAUCGAGUCACUCCAGAAGAGGGUCUCCGCGCCGCUUUAGGCGACACUGUUGAGUUUGAAUAUGCCAAGGGUGCACACACUUUCCGCCAGCUGCCCUUAAUGAGCGACAACGUUGUUAACCUAGAAGGCCAACCUGGUUGGACCCUAGACUUUUUUGCGGACGAGGAGCCCAACGGCGAGCCAGGCUCAUCGAUCUCGUCCGAGCAACCCAGCUAUAUACCGCUCUUUGUCAAGGAAUCAUGGGGAAGUGUCCGAGCCAGCGCCCAUUUCACACCCACGCAAAGCGGGAAACACUAUUUUGGCAUGUCUGGGUUGGGCCGGUCCAAACUCUUGAUCGACGGCGAGGUCAUCUACGAACAGAAGCUGAAUUGUCCGGACUCCAUGGGAUUCUUACUCGGCGGCGUGGAAGAGCCAGAAAUCCAGUAUUCAUUCGAAGCUGGAAAGACCUAUGCGGUCGAAGUGGUUUCGGUGAAACCCACCAGCAAGGGCGGUCUCGCUCUGCUGGACGGCUUCAUUGGUUUCCGUCUCGGGUUCAUGACCGAGGAAGAGCACAAUAGAGAUUUGCUGUCUGAAGCCGUCGAUGUAGCCAAACGUAGUGAUAUCGCAAUUGUCUUCACUGGCCAUACUCCAGAUUGGGAGACGGAAGGGCAGGACCAGAUAAGCUUCCACCUACCGUCCAACGGUUCCCAGGACCGGCUCGUGGCAGCUGUUGGAGCCGCCAACCCUAACACCGUUGUCGUGAACUGCACUGGCGUAGCGGUUGCUAUGCCUUGGUUGGACAAGGUCAAGGCGGUUGUUCAAGCGUGGUUCCCAGGACAGGAAGCCGGCAAUGCAAUUGCUGACGUACUCACCGGCGCUGUGAACCCUUCUGGACGUCUACCUGUGUCCUUCCCUCGGGCGAUCGAGGAUGCCCCUGCACACGGUAACUUCCCCGGUGACUACACAGACGGGAAGGACAACCGGCGCCAUCUCGAAGUUACAUACAAGGAAGGUGUCUUCGUGGGCUACCGGCACUAUGAUCUCUCUGAAGCCAACCGCGCCAAGGUCCUGUUCCCGUUCGGCUACGGUCUAUCCUACACCACUUUUACACAUGCGAAUCACAAAGCAAGUGCUACGAGCAGGAACACCGUCGAAGUGGCCGUGGAUGUCACUAACGUCGGCACCUGUGCUGGAGCUGAUGUUGUUCAAGUCUACGCUGGUGCAAAACUGGCAGUCCCAGAGAACCCAGUCAAAGAGCUAGUUGGUUUCGCCAAGGUACACCUCAAGCCGGGGGAGACCAAGACUGCCAAUAUCACAUUCGAAGUGCGCCAACUGACUCACUUCACGGAGAGGAGCGGCAAGUGGGAGCUGGAAUCAGGCGACUAUGAAAUAUCAAUCGGUCAGUCCGUGAGGGAUAUCACUGGCAAGGUGGAGAUUGGUCUGGAAGCCCAGAAUUAUAAACCUUGA
Messenger RNA from Aspergillus nidulans FGSC A4, 2538 nucleotides. RefSeq names its product protein bglB. Gene Ontology annotation, molecular function: beta-glucosidase activity; hydrolase activity, hydrolyzing O-glycosyl compounds. Lineage: Eukaryota; Fungi; Ascomycota; Eurotiomycetes; Eurotiales; Aspergillaceae. Bases 1 to 2538 code for a protein of 845 amino acids. The transcript is spliced from 4 exons. The record is from RefSeq and is a predicted model, not a curated record. Gene Ontology annotation, biological process: cellulose catabolic process; carbohydrate metabolic process.